Acaulospora colombiana is the source of this 384-nucleotide messenger RNA. The record is from the annotation of a GenBank genome assembly. Lineage: Eukaryota; Fungi; Glomeromycota; Glomeromycetes; Diversisporales; Acaulosporaceae.
CCGAGAACGUCUUCAAUCGGUUGGGACAAGAAUCUCUCCCCAAACUCGGCCACCUCGCAAACAAACGAACACGAUUUUCAGUCCAGUGCGUCUCCAAACGCUGACACUGGACUCACUAUCGAUAUUCAACAACAACGACUCAAGUAUUCGAGCCCAAAGUCUCCCGCUAAAAAUUUGCCGCCUCGCAAAAAAAAUCUUCUCGCAACCAUUGAUGGGAGCUCGUUUCAAGUGGUUAAUAUAACUGGCCUCGAGGAACCUGGUUGUAUAAAGGAUAUGAUAUUUUCGAAAUUUGGAAAUAUUGAUAGGGACAGUUAUUCUUUUCACGUGAUGCAAGUUGGGGAAGAGGAAAUAGGCCCGAUGAUUGAUGACAACGAGUUGGUAAAG